AUGAAGAAAUUCGAUAACUAUGAUUCAUUUUUGAAACUAACAAAUAGAAUGUCAGAGAAUUCAACCCCAAUAGGAAAUAUAGUUUAACAAAAACCUCAUUCUCACCCAACCAUUCUAAAUGGAAUGAGGAAUAAAAAUACUUAAUCUUAUAAAACUCUAUGUUCACCUUCAAGGAUUUUUGACUACUCUGAUACUCCUGAAAUAGCUUAAAACUAAAAAAAUAAGUAUGAAGCAAGUGAAAGGAAACGAUAAAUAGAAGCAAAUACUACAAGAACAAUUAAUCCAAGCAUCGAAAAAUGCAAUUCACCUCAACACUCGAGAAUACAAUCAAGCACUCGUUACAAUGUAAAUUAGGAGAGUACCUACAAAGAACCCAAACGCUAAGUAAAAGCAUGUACUCAAAAAUCAUAGGAUUUCAAUCAUCGAAUAAAUUUACCAAUUAGCUAAAUGUAAGUUAAUGAUGGCAAUGAAGAAUACGGAAAUUCUCGAACACAUAAAAAGUCAUCAUCUAUUCAGACUUUCGUUAAUCUAUAAAGUUCUCCUAUUUAAAAUGAAUUCUUUUCAAUAUACACUGAUAGAACAAGAGGAGCUCAAUAUGAGGAUAGUUUCCGCCACUUAUUAACAAGUUAUUAAAAGGCUAAUUAAAUCAAAAAUGAAGGCAAAAAGAAAUAUCCCUAAAGUCGAUUAAUCUAUGAAUAGACAAAAUUAGCAGAACAAAAAGUCUUAAAACCUCAUAAUAAAGUGUUUUAAUAGAGUGAAAAUGAAUAAAAGGUAAAAUACAUUAAAAAAGGGUAAGGAGAUUGGAACUUAAAUCAACAGAAGUCUAAUUUUAAGAUUUAUUGA
Messenger RNA from Paramecium tetraurelia, 843 nucleotides. RefSeq lists its product as uncharacterized. The transcript is spliced from 6 exons. The record is from RefSeq and is a predicted model, not a curated record. Lineage: Eukaryota; Ciliophora; Oligohymenophorea; Peniculida; Parameciidae.